UCUCACUAGUCAGUGCCUCAGUCAAUAACUCUAAUAAAUUUUGUAUUUUUAUUUUUUGUCCAUAAUCUGAAUAUUGAAUAAUAUUAAAACGUCGACCUUGUUCCCUAUCCCGGAGGGCAUUUCAAGUUCAUAUUAUAACUAAUAUUAUUAUUGACCAGUGACAAUUAUAAAUUUUUUUACCAAUAAUAUCUGUGGUCUGUAAUAGUUAUAACUCCGAUAUACGCCUUAUUACUUUAAGAAUCGAACGUUGACGAACGUCCUAAUAUCCUAAAUCAUGUCGGUCGUCUACAAAGCCGUAAUUUCAGCAGCCGAUAAAGUUGUACCACGGGGCUUGAGGCCACUCUGGGAACAUCCGGCGGGUCCAAAGACAAUUUUUUUCUGGGCACCCGCAUUUAAAUGGGGCUUGGUUAUUGCUGGCAUUGGAGAUAUUACUCGCCCAGCAGAAAAAAUUAGCAUAUCUCAAUGUUCAGCAUUAGCUGCUACUGGUAUCGUGUGGUCACGAUAUUCACUUGUAAUCAUUCCGAAAAACUGGAGCUUGUUUAGCGUAAAUGUUUUUGUGGGUGCUACAAAUUUAUAUCACUUGGUCAGAGCUUUUAUGUACCAACAAGAACAAAAGAAAGCAUUGGAAAAUGGCAGUAAAAGUGAUAAUUAGACAUAAAUACAUAUUAUGCAUUACAAUGUAAAGUUGAAUGAUAUAUUAAUUAUAAUCUGUUCUUGUUGUAUAAAAU
Diuraphis noxia (Russian wheat aphid) is the source of this 728-nucleotide messenger RNA. RefSeq names its product mitochondrial pyruvate carrier 2-like. Gene Ontology annotation, cellular component: mitochondrial inner membrane. The record is from RefSeq and is a predicted model, not a curated record. Lineage: Eukaryota; Metazoa; Arthropoda; Insecta; Hemiptera; Aphididae. Gene Ontology annotation, biological process: pyruvate import into mitochondria.